CAGACAGCUGAUAAAGAGGAAAAUAUAUCCUUGGAGGAUUUAAUUGAGUCGUUUGUAGAGAAAAACGAAUUAUCUGGUGACGAAUGUAUACUUGUAGACCGAGAGACAUUAUGGAUGGACGUUGUUAAGUUCUAUAAGAGAUCACUUACAAAACCAGAUAUCCUCCGAAAAGAACUUUGUGUCUCGUUCAAAAAUGAAGAAGGUCUUGACGGUGGCGCUAUGAAGAUAGAAUUUUUCUCAUUGGCCCUUAACGAGGUAAAAUCUCGAUUGUUUGAAGGUGCUGAGCCAAAUAUGGUACCAAUCAAAGAUGCAACGAAAGGUAUGUUGUUUCAGCUUGCUGGUGUAAUUGUAAGUCAUGCAUUAUUCCAGAGAAGUUCGAUUGGCUUUCCGUUUCUGGCACCACAUAUUUACUCCUAUAUAGUAGGAGAAGAAGAGGAUGAAACCAUAUCCAAAAUUACGAAGGAGCAUAUUCCACUGGAUUCCUCAACCGCAUUAUUGCAUGAAUUCAUAAACUGUCUUGAAACAUGCAAAAACGAUGAUGAUAUCCAUCAGCUGUUAGAGGAAAAUUCGAAAUGCGAAGCAUUUUGGCAGAUUAUAAAUUCGUCACGAUGGCCGAAAGAGAAGGUGAUCAAUAUGAGUAGUAAAGAUUUCCUUUUACAGCAUCUUGUGUCGCACGAAUUGCUUGUCUCAAGGAAGAAUGAAAUACAGGAAUUUUCAGAGGGAUUAAAAUCCCUCAGCCUCCUUAAGCUUCUUCAAAAGAAUAAAGAGAUCUGCACAAUUUUAUUCACCGCUGGAGAAUUUCAACCACUUACUGCAGAUGGCAUAAUGGAAAUGAUUAUUGCAGUUGAAACUCACAGUUUUUCUGAACGUCAAGCAUAUGAGUGGUUGAAAUCUUAUAUUAACGAAGAUGAAGAUGAAGAGUUUCCUGGUGAUUCCCGACAACGUGCACUAUUACAGUUCUGGACUGGAUGGACAGUGGUUCCAUUUGGUGGGUUAGCAAAAAGGUUGAAGGUAGCAUUUUUGGCAGAUGACGAUACUAAGAGUCUACCAACAACAUCAUCGUGUACAGCGGUAUUAAGGAUUCCCACAGUCCAUAGCUCAAAGAAAGGUUUUUUUGAAGCAAUGAACAUUGCACUUAAGUUCGGUAGGGUUGGAUUUCCUAACCCUUGAUUGGCAACCAAUGACUGUUGAUGACAAUUUAACCAUUACACAGUAUUUAAAUGUUUAUUACAAAUAGGUGACAAGACAUUUUAGUAAUAACUGAUAUAAUACAAAAGAAAACUUUAAGAGUGUCAGAUUAUAGCAAGGACGACACAUACAGUAUCCUUUCAGUACGUUAUGUUAUGUUAUGUUAUGCAACUUAUGCAUUGAUUGAUAUUGUUUCACUUGUGACAGUAAAAACCCACAUAAAAGACCAUUGCUUUUUGAUGACAAGCUGUAGUGAUUAUUAUAUAUUUUUGUAUUUCACUUGUGCAACAAAAAUGUUUCAUUUAUAAUAACUUAACAACAGGUUGAUAUUGUGUUUGCAAUAUUGAAUUAAAUGUUAUGUACAUUACCCAGACAUGCUUUCUAUAUAGAAGUUGAAAAGUCUGUCUAA
Messenger RNA from Paramuricea clavata, 1597 nucleotides. Lineage: Eukaryota; Metazoa; Cnidaria; Anthozoa; Malacalcyonacea; Plexauridae. The record is from the annotation of a GenBank genome assembly.